GCUCCGCACUUGCAAGGAGGCAGCCGGGACCGCCUCGCAGCGCGGAACUUUGGCUCGGGUUUUGCGGCGACUCCCUCUCCCAGCGGGGCCGCGGUGACCCCCGGGCCCUGCCCCCCAGGAUGCGGAUCUCACACUUCCUGGCUUGCGGACUUUCCCUGGCUCUGCUGUCCGUCAGGCUGGAGGCGAGACCGGCAACUCAGCCCCAGCAGAAGCCCCCCCGGAGCUCGCCGGGACACGAGCUGGCGGAGAGCCCGGCCGCGGGCCGCGAGCGAGGGGAGACGGCGGGCGGCGGCGGCGGCCGGGGCUCGGGCUCGCGGCUGCUGCGGGAGCUGCGCGCGGACACCAAGUCCCGGGCCGCCUGGGCCCGGCUGCUGCGCGACUACCCCGGCACGCGGCGGCACAAGGGCGUCAGCAAGAAGGGCCUGUCCAAGGGCUGCUUCGGCCUCAAGCUGGACCGGAUCGGCUCCAUGAGCGGCCUGGGCUGCUAGAGCGGCGACCCCUGGCGUCGGGCUUUGAAUACAUUUCCCCCCCUAUGGCCAUGUCCGGCCACUCCCCAACCGACACCUAGAGGAGCAGAGAACACCGGAAAUGGGACAGACGACGUGGUUGUGUUUUUCUUUUCGGUACGAGGAGUCAUGACACCAGCUGUUUCGGUUUUCUUAUUUUUUUAAGAUUAAAAAGUUCUA
This is a messenger RNA of Chelonia mydas (Green sea turtle), 686 nucleotides long. It is a transcript of the gene NPPC, whose product is annotated as natriuretic peptide C. NCBI's taxonomy places the organism in Eukaryota, Metazoa, Chordata, Testudines, Cheloniidae. The record is from RefSeq and is a predicted model, not a curated record. Gene Ontology annotation, biological process: receptor guanylyl cyclase signaling pathway; cGMP biosynthetic process. Bases 120 to 488 code for a protein of 122 amino acids. The transcript has 3 exons. Gene Ontology annotation, molecular function: hormone receptor binding; hormone activity. Gene Ontology annotation, cellular component: extracellular region.